Ctenopharyngodon idella (grass carp) is the source of this 1858-nucleotide messenger RNA. RefSeq names its product Fc receptor-like protein 5. The transcript is spliced from 13 exons. Gene Ontology annotation, molecular function: transmembrane signaling receptor activity. The record is from RefSeq and is a predicted model, not a curated record. NCBI's taxonomy places the organism in Eukaryota, Metazoa, Chordata, Actinopteri, Cypriniformes, Xenocyprididae. The coding region runs from base 26 to 1675 and encodes 549 amino acids. Gene Ontology annotation, biological process: cell surface receptor signaling pathway.
AACCGUCUGUCAUUAUUCAGUCAGUAUGGAGCUCAGUCAACUUCCUCUUGUGCUCUUGCUGAUUUCAAACAUCCACUCUGGACACACUAAAGAUCCUCCCAAACCAACUCUGACUGUUGAGCCACAGAGUUCAGUGUUCACUGGAGACUCAGUUACUCUCAGAUGUGACAUAUAUGAUGAUGGAGUCACUAGCUGGAGGUACAGCUGGUAUAAAGGAAGUUCAUUUAGUUUUUUCAGUGAACUACAGGAACACACAUUCAGGUCUGUUUCUAAAUCUGAUGCUGGUAAAUACUCCUGUUAUGGAGCAGAGAUUGAAGGAUCACGACGCAGCUCGCACUUCAGUAAUGAAGUUACACUGACAGUAUCAGAUCCCAGAGCAGUUUUAAGUGUUUCUCCUCAGAAGUGGUUGACUGAAGGAGAUCCAGUGACUCUGAUCUGUGAGGUUAACGGCUCCUCUACAGGCUGGACAUUCAGCUGGUUCACUCAAACUGUAACUGGCUCAUCAGACCUCAGAGUUCGUUAUGAGCUCCUCUCAGACAGCAGCAGAAGAUCUGGAGGAAAAUACACUGUCAGUUCUGCUGCUCUAAACCACACAGGAGUUUAUGUAUGUAGAGCAGAGAGAGAAAAAACAGCCUAUAAAACAAAAUACAGCAACAAACAACUACUGUGGGUCACUGGUGUUUCUCCUCCAGUGUCUCUGAUCAUCAGUCCCAGCAGAACUCAACACUUCACAUUUGUCUCUCUCUCUCUGAGCUGUGAGAACAAGAGUAACUCUGAUGGAUGGACAGUCAGAAGAUACACAGACAGUCGGGGGCUGGAAGAUUGUUCAUCAUCAGUGUUUGGAUCACAAACAGAAUCUACAUGUACAAUCAGCUCCACCAGAAUAUCACACACUGGAGUGUACUGGUGUCAGUCUGAAUCUGGAGCAAAGUCUCAUCCUGUUAAUAUCUCUGUGCACUCUGGUGUGAUUCUGGAGAGUCCUGUUCAUCCUGUGACUGAAGGAGAUAAUCUGACUCUACACUGUUUAGAUAAACAUACAAACCCAUCAAUCCUCAGAGCUGAUUUCUAUAAAGAUGGAUCACUCAUCCAGAAUCAAACUACAGAGAUGAUCAUCCCUACUGUCUCAAAGUCACAUGAGGGUUUCUACUACUGCAAACACCCAGAGAGAGGAGAGUCGCCCAAGAGCUGGAUCUCAGUCAGAGUUUCUCCAGCCUCAGGAUCUGAUGGUCUCAAACAACCUGUGAUAAUUGGAGUGACUGCAGGACUGACUGUUGUAUUUUUGAUCGUUGUCUUCUUGGUCCUGCUGUGGCACUACAGAAACAACAAAGGUGGAAGAUCUGAGUCUCCCUCUGCUGUCAGUCAACAGCAGAACAUCAGUCAGACAUCAGAGCAGAACCAGAGUGAAGACGGAUACAAGACACUGCUGUCUGGAACUGCACACGUCUAUGACUCAGUUGACACAACUAUUAAUAGAGACAGAAGCACAGACGGUGAAAGUGGACCGACUGAGAUCACAUAUGCUGAGAUUGAACUCAAAUCUACAAACAAACAGAAGAAAGAGAAAGAAAACAAAGUCAAAAACACUGAGAGUUGUGACGGCCUGUACUCUGAACUGAAGCUGGAAACAGAUCAAGGUGCUGGAUCUAGUGAAGUUACGUAUGCUCAGGUUAAAUAAAGAUGCCUGGAGUAGAAACUUCAAUCCCAGGAUACUGAUGAGUUUACUGCAGCUUGAGAAGUGAAUGACCAGGAUCAUCAAGGCAAUAGAUUUAGCAGAACUCACUGUAAUAUUAGCAAUCCUAAAUGUGCUUCAGAGACAAUGCUUGUUAAUAUUUGAAAAGCAAUGAGAAAUUAUUAGCUU